Molecule: messenger RNA, 1507 nt
Organism: Lates calcarifer (barramundi perch)
Lineage: Eukaryota; Metazoa; Chordata; Actinopteri; Centropomidae
Gene: aig1
Product: androgen-induced 1 (H. sapiens)
Exons: 6
Coding region: 207-908 (233 amino acids)
Cellular component (GO): endomembrane system; membrane
Source: RefSeq, a predicted model, not a curated record
CCCUUGCAUCAUCAUCACAACACGGAAGCAGUAAGACAGACGGAGGGGGGCAGGAGAGGCGCAGACACAGGGAGGGAGGCUCAGGCAGGUAAAAAAAAAAAAAAAAAAACCCAACAGCGGGGUAAAAGAGAAACAGAGAGAAAAGGUGGAAUCAGGCGCAGAGAGGAUAAAGGUAAACAGGUGAACAGAGACAGAGCGCGAGCAUCAUGGCGCUGAUCCCCUCGCAGGUUCUCCGGGUCGCCAUCCUCCUGUCUUAUUUCUCCAUCCUCUGCCACUACAAAGCUCUGGACAUGCCGGCACACCAGACCUACGGAGGCAGCUGGAAGUUCCUGACCUUCAUCGACCUGGUGAUCCAGGCGGUGUUUUUCGGACUGUGUGUCCUGAUCGAUGUGUCCAGUCUGCUGACUAAGGGAGGCGACAGCAGGGAGCAGGAGCGGCAGCUGAGGAAGCUGAUUGGCCUGAGGGACUGGAUGAUGGCCGUGCUGGCCUUCCCUGUCGGAGCGUUUGUGGUCUUUACCUUCUGGAGUCUCUACCUGUACGACAGAGACCUGGUCUACCCCAGACUACUGGACAACUUCAUUCCUCAGUGGCUCAACCACGGCAUGCACACCACCGUUCUUCCCUUCAUCAUCAUCGAGAUGCGGACCACCCACCAUCGGUAUCCCAGCAGGCUGUGGGGUCUGGCAGCAGUGUGGUGCUUCGGCAUAGGAUACAUCCUCUGGACGUGUUGGGUGAACCAGGUGACAGGUGUGUGGGUGUACCCGGUGCUGGAGCGCAUCACUCCACUGGCUCGAGUCAUCUUCUUCAGCGCGAUGACGGUGGUGAUCAGUGUCUUCUACGUUCUCGGAGAAAUCCUCAACAGCUACAUCUGGGACCAGCCACACACAGAAAAGGUCAAAGGUGAGUGAUCGUCUCUCGGCUGCGCGGGCGUUGAAGUCCUCGCUCGGACAAAGGAGGACGAGUGGUGCCCCGCCCACCCAGGACAGCACAAUGAAGGAAACAAGGGACCUCUCUGGAACUGGAAGUGACCGUUACCUUUGAACUGUAUCCAUAACAAUAACCAUAAAAAGACAGAAGCAUCACCAGUUAAUGUAAAUAGAGACGGCAGAUGAAGCAGAGUCAGAACUCAUCUUUUUGUUUCUGUGUUUUCUCUUUUUGUUGUUUUUCAGCGGCAAAAGCAAAGCGACCAUGUUGCAUCUGGCUUUGUUAUGUGGAGGACAAUGAAUUAAAGGCACAAAUAUACAUCUACACUACACACACACACACACACACACACACACACACAAGCUCAUCACACUCACAUACAGGAACAGUAUUUGUAAUCUGCUUUUCUGGGAAGAACGACUAAAAGUAAAUGAAUUCUUCCAUAAGCUACUACACCACCACUGAACAUCAACAAUGUGUUGAACCUCAUUAUUAUUCAUCGUAUGAGUCACUACAUGGCCAUGACAUGUAUGGGAGAAACUAGAUGUCGGUGCAAAAUCAAUAAAGUUUGAGUGGAAAAUCA